Lachancea dasiensis is the source of this 1134-nucleotide messenger RNA. Lineage: Eukaryota; Fungi; Ascomycota; Saccharomycetes; Saccharomycetales; Saccharomycetaceae. The record is from the annotation of a GenBank genome assembly.
AUGGCUAUCGAAGUUACUAAGCUGGAAGGCCAGCCAUUAGGAGCAACAAUCAAGCUUCCAGAAGGUUGCAAUGAUCCAAGCAAACUUUCUGCUGAAGAUUUUGACGAUCUAUACAAGGCACUUCAUGAGCACUUGGUGGUGGUGAUUCCGGGAAUGGAGGACCUAUCUCCCGAGUCGCAAUGGAAACUGACAACCAGAUUCGACCCUACCUGUGAUCAAACUGGGAAGUCAUAUGGACACGGGAAGGAAUUUCGUCAUGACAAAUCUGUGCUGAAAAAAGACGGGACGUCAAUUCCUGACCAACCUCAAGUGCAGGUUUUGGGACAGGGCAGCUGGCCUGCAGGCCAUCAUGGCCUCGGUGACAUUGAGCUCAGACACCCUACUCAUUUUGACUUCCACCGUGAUCCUCUUUCCCAGGAACAGGCGUACAAGCAGGAUAUGACUCGUUUCUACAGAUGGCAUCUCGAUUCGGCAUUGUACGGGCUCUCCCCACCUGUUGCCACUACAUUGUUGGGAAUACAUGUACCUCCACACUCUAAAAAGCAGAAGAUUUUAUAUGAAGACAACAAUGAAGUCUUGGAGGUUACGCAGGGUGCGACGGCAUUCAUUUCUGGUGCCAGAGCUUUUGACCUAUUGACUCCUGAAGAGCAAGACCGCGCCUUAAAAACUGUGGUGGAAUACGCACCUCAUCCCUAUAUCUUCAUUUCACCUGCUAGAGCAACAUCUGACGGUUUGACCAUGGUUUCCGAAGGGAAAGAGAUGUCACUUGACGAAUUGCCUCCUUGGGAAGAUGCGAAGGUUAAGCGCCUACCUAUGGUAUGGACAAAUCCUGUUACCAAAAAGCAUCAUCUACAAGUACAUGGUUGUUGUAUCCACAAAUUGCUUCUUCCUGACGGAACAACACUUGAGCUUGAGGAAGCCCGUAAAGAAGUCCACAGGAUGAUGAGGCCAGCUAUUUCUCCAAAGUAUGUGUACGCCCAUGAUUGGAGCAAAGGUGAUUUGGCCAUAUUUUUCAACAGAGGUGUUUUGCAUUCUGUGACUGGUCAGUUCUCUCCUGGCGAAAAAAGACUAAUGCAUCAAUGCAACAUAGCGUCUGGCAAGGAUCCGCAAACAAUUUUGGAUGUUGCAGCUUAA